Molecule: messenger RNA, 1764 nt
Organism: Choloepus didactylus (southern two-toed sloth)
Lineage: Eukaryota; Metazoa; Chordata; Mammalia; Pilosa; Megalonychidae
Gene: LRRC15
Product: leucine rich repeat containing 15
Exons: 2
Coding region: 10-1764 (584 amino acids)
Cellular component (GO): extracellular matrix
Molecular function (GO): protein binding
Source: RefSeq, a predicted model, not a curated record
GCAGAGGCCAUGCCACUGAAACAUUAUCUCCUUUUGCUGGUGGGCUGCCAUGCCUGGGGCAUAGGGUUUGCCUACUAUGGCUGCCCUAGCGAGUGCACCUGCUCCAGGGCCUCCCAGGUGGAGUGCACAGGGGCACGCAUCGUGGCGGUGCCCACGCCUCUGCCCUGGAACGCCAUGAGCCUGCAGAUCCUCAACACGCACAUCACUGAACUCAAUGAGUCCCCGUUCCUCAACAUCUCGGCCCUCAUCGCCCUGAGGAUUGAGAAGAAUGAGCUGUCUCACAUCAUGCCUGGUGCUUUCCGCAACCUGGGCUCACUGCGCUAUCUCAGCCUUGCCAACAACAAGCUUCAGAUUCUGCCUAUCGGCCUCUUCCAAGGCCUGGUCAACCUUGAGUCGCUCCUUCUGUCAAGCAACCAGAUAAUGCAGAUCCAACCGGCCCACUUCUCCCAGUUCAGCAACCUCAAGGAACUGCAAUUGCAUGGCAAUCACCUGGAAUACAUCCCUGAUGGCGUCUUCGACCACCUGGUAGGCCUCACCAAGCUCAAUCUGGGCAAAAACAGCCUCACACAACUCUCACCCAGGGCUUUCCAGCACCUGGGCAACCUUGAGGUCCUCCGGCUGUAUGAGAACAGGCUCUCUGACAUCCCCAUGGGCACUUUUGAUGGGCUUGGCAACCUCCAGGAACUGGCUCUCCAACAGAAUGAUAUCUGUACGCUCUCUCCAGGCCUCUUCCACAACAACCGUAACCUCCAGAAACUCUAUCUGUCCAACAACCACAUCUCCCAGCUGCCCCCUGGCAUCUUCAUGCAGCUGCCCCAGAUCAACCGACUCACGCUGUUUGGGAACUCCCUGAAGGAGCUCACUCCAGGGAUCUUCGGGCCCAUGCCCCACCUGCGGGAGCUUUGGCUCUAUGACAACCAUAUCACUUCCAUACCUGACAACGUCUUCAGCAGCCUCACCCAGUUGCUUGUCCUGAUCCUAAGUCGCAACCAGAUCAGCUUCAUCAGCCCAGGUGCCUUCAAUGGGCUGACGGAGCUGCAGGAGCUGUCACUCCACACCAAUGCCCUGCGGGAACUGGAUGGAAAUGUCUUCCGCAUGUUGGCCCACCUGCAGAACAUCUCCCUGCAGAACAACCGCCUCAGAGUGCUCCCGGGGAAUAUCUUUGCCAACGCCAAUGGCCUCAUGACCAUCCAACUGCAGAACAACCAGCUGGAGAACCUGCCCAUGGGCAUCUUUGACCACUUGGGGAACCUGAAUGAGCUGCGGCUCUAUGACAACCCCUGGAGGUGUGACGCAGCCAUCCUUCCGCUCCGCAAUUGGCUCCUGAUUAAUAGGCCCAGGCUGGGGACAGACGCCCUCCCAGUGUGCUUCAGCCCUGCCAGUUUCAGAGGCCAGCCCCUCAUCGUCAUUAACAUCAAUGUGGCUACCCCCAGUGUCCAGGUCCCCGUGGGCUCCGAGGUGCCCAGCUACUCAGAAUCACCCCACUACCCUGACACAUCCAGCUACCCUGACACCACAUCCAUCUCCUUCACCACUGGGUACACCACCUCCAUGGAAGACUUCACUGACCUGACCACCAUCGCGGUCACUGAAGACCGCAGCACGUGGGGCAUGACCCAGGCCCAGAGCGGGCUGGCCAUUGCCGCCAUUGUCAUUGGUAUCAUUGCCCUGGCCUGCUCCCUGGCUGCCUGCAUCUGUUGUUGCUGUUGCAAGAAGAGGAGCCAAGCGGUCCUGAUGCAGAUGAAGGCACCCAAUGAAUGUUAA